GAACGAAGCAAACCCUCGCAGCCGCCUUCAUCUGUUCCUCUCUCCCUUUCGUCUGCGCCUCCCGUCUCCUCUUCUUCUCCGGCCAGCAGCCGACGUCCGUCGCAUCGCCCUCUCUUCCUCUGGUCUGCAGUCCAUUCUAUCUUCUCCAUCCAACCAUGACAACGAGCUUCGGGGCAAACCCAGAAUUAUCAAGAUGUCUUAGGCUCUCUUCUCACAUACCGAGCGCCUCCCAACCCAACUUCCAUUCCUCCCGCAGAAGCUUUCUUCCUCUACCUUCCAACGAUGCGGGCGCCAAAACAACCGCAAUGGGGGUCUCAAUGUCAAGCGCAAACAGCAAAGGGCUUACGUACAAAGAAGCCGGCGUGGAUAUAGAUGCCGGGUCUGAGCUUGUCUGGAGAAUUGCGAAGAUGGCUCCCGGGAUUGGCGGCUUUGGAGGCCUUUUCCCUCUUGGGGAUUCAUAUCUGGUGGCUGGGACAGAUGGAGUGGGAACUAAAUUAAAACUUGCGUUUGAAACUGGAAUACAUGAAAGUAUUGGGAUUGAUCUGGUCGCAAUGAGUGUCAAUGACAUAGUCACUUCUGGAGCAAAGCCUUUAUUUUUCCUUGAUUACUUUGCUACUAGCCGUCUAGAUGUUGAUCAUGCUGAGAAGGUUAUAAGAGGCAUUGUUGAUGGCUGCCAACAGUCUGAUUGCACUCUUUUAGGUGGAGAGACAGCAGAGAUGCCAAGCUUCUAUGAAGAUGGUGAAUACGAUCUCAGCGGUUUUGCAGUUGGCAUUGUGAGGAAGGAUUCAGUCAUUGACGGGAAGAACAUUGUAGCUGGAGAUGUCCUUAUUGGCCUGCCGUCUAGUGGAGUCCAUUCCAAUGGUUUCUCUCUUGUUAGAAGGGUUCUUGCUCAGAGUGGCCUUUCUCUGAAGGACCAACUUCCCGGUCAAACUGUUACACUAGGAGAAGCGUUGAUGGCCCCAACAGUGAUAUAUGUCAAGCAGGUGCUCGAUAUCAUUAGCAAGGGAGGCGUAAAGGGAAUAGCCCACAUCACCGGCGGUGGUUUCACGGAUAACAUACCCCGAGUAUUCCCCAAAGGGCUUGGAGCCGUCAUCUACAAGGACUCUUGGGUGAUCCCUCCAGUGUUCAAAUGGAUAAAGGAGGCGGGAAGAAUAGAAGACUCGGAGAUGAGGCGGACGUUUAAUAUGGGUAUUGGGAUGGUUCUUGUUGUCAGCCCGGAAGCCGCCCUUAGAUUGCUAGGAGAUUCAGCAGCAUGUCGGAUAGGGGAGGUUGUAACUGGAGAUGGAGUAAUCUAUCAAUAAGAAAGAUAACUGGUUUUUGUCUCUCUCUUUGUACGCCCUCUUGCAAUGUUUUGAGUUAAUGCUGUACAGUUGAUUUCGGCUUCUGUGUUUGAACACAACUUUUGGUCGAAUCCAACGUUCAAUUUUAGCAUUUGAACUUUGUAUUCGACAACAAAUUUUGUUUGUUUU
This is a messenger RNA of Diospyros lotus (date-plum), 1469 nucleotides long. RefSeq names its product phosphoribosylformylglycinamidine cyclo-ligase, chloroplastic/mitochondrial-like. Gene Ontology annotation, cellular component: cytosol. The record is from RefSeq and is a predicted model, not a curated record. Bases 156 to 1301 code for a protein of 381 amino acids. Gene Ontology annotation, biological process: adenine biosynthetic process; 'de novo' IMP biosynthetic process. The transcript has 8 exons. Lineage: Eukaryota; Viridiplantae; Streptophyta; Magnoliopsida; Ericales; Ebenaceae. Gene Ontology annotation, molecular function: phosphoribosylamine-glycine ligase activity; phosphoribosylformylglycinamidine cyclo-ligase activity.